This is a messenger RNA of Chironomus riparius, 2710 nucleotides long. The record is from the annotation of a GenBank genome assembly. NCBI's taxonomy places the organism in Eukaryota, Metazoa, Arthropoda, Insecta, Diptera, Chironomidae.
ACUCCCUGUACCCAUAAUAAAUACUUACUCGUCAGUCUUAACACAAAAUUCAAAGAGAGUAAAUCAUGAUGAGAGCAUCAUUAUAGCACAUAAAUAGCCACUUGUGCUGACUGAUUUCAGUGACGUAUUUGACAUAGAACUCAGGAAGUCAGAAAAAAAGAAAAAUUAAGGAAUUAAUUUGGUGAAGAAAGUACUUUUUUGGUGACAUUGAAUUUCACUUUUGUUUGUGCUUCCGAUUUCGUGUUCGUACGAAGAAAAAGUAUCAGCUCAUCAGUUUUAGUAUUAUCGUGAUAAAUAAAAAGAAAAAAAAGCUUAAAAUAGAUGAUAACGAGGCAUAAAAGACACUACAAUACGGAAAUAGAAGUGAAAAAAAGUUCUAAUCGUCCGUCGUCUUUGUUUAUGUCCAACAUCCAGAACAUCCAGAAUAGAGAUUAGUGUUUAGUGAUAAGUUAUAUCGAAAGAAGCAUCCAGAAUGUCAGAAAGUAUAAAGAUGUCAUUGCAGCAUGUACCAACAUUGUAUACAACUGCACUUAAACGUUUCGUGCAACAAAUGGACUUGACAGUGAAAAAGCUAAAUAGUAUGCAACAUCUACAUUUAUUGCCAACACCACUUUUAUCAGACAUAUAUUGUGAGAUGGCUGAAAAUUAUCUCUUACAAGAUGCCUUGCUGGCGGAAUUAAGUGACGUUAGUUUAUUUUGUAAACUCAUACGAUAUUCAUCAAUACGAAACAAUAUGUAUAAAGUGUUCAAGCUGAUGAUGAAGAACGAUAAACCUUUAGCGUCAGAACUACAGCGAAAAUAUGUUCAACGUACAAAAUUCCUUCUGACUGAUCAAAUAAUUUAUCAGAACAAUGAGAAACUGGUAUCACUUGUUGAUGAUCAACUUGAGGAUCGAGGAGAUACGACGAAUGACGUACUAUUUUUAAAUAUAAAUUCAAGCCGUAAUUAUUUUAAGGAAAUUGAUAAAGGAAUGAGAUUAGGAACAUUUCUGUAUGAAUGCGGAUGGUUCGAGGAUAGCUUAAAAGUUUUACAAAUUACGCGGAAUCUUAUUCAGGAAUUAAAUGAUGAUUAUCGGAAGUUGUUAUUAUUACUUAACUGCCUUCAAAAACUCCUGCACGCUCAAGCAUUGUUCUGUUGCUAUAAAGAUGCUUCCAUAACAACCUCUCAAGCGCUUAGUCUUAUUGAACAAAUACAAUGCAUGUCUAAUUCUGGUCAAAUAAUGAUAGAUGAUAAUAGAAAUCUGACAUCUGGUAUUCCGAAUAAUCUCUUGGCCAAUUUUUACAAUGAGUUAUCAAUGCUGCACUUUAGUCGUUCCGAGUUUGAUACAAGUUAUAAGUGGGCAGUAAAGGCACUCAAAUACUUAUCUCAAGAUACACCACAAAAGAUUAUCAUUGAUGUGCUUCGUCAGGCGGCUAAGAGUUGUGUCGUCAAAAGAAAAUUUCAGGUUGCCAAUCUUCUUAUCAAUAGUGCAGUUCGGAUUGCUGAAAAUACUUUUGGUACACAUCAUAAUGUCUACGCGGAUGCAUUGCUCGAUAAGGGAUUCUUUCUCCUCAAUGUUGACUCAAUCAAUCAAAGCGUUGAAGUAUAUAUGGAAGCACUGCAGAUAAAAACGAGUAUAUUUGGCGAGAGAAACCUUAAUGUUGCUGUGAUACAUGAAGAUUUGGCUUAUGCACUUUAUGUUUAUGAAUAUUCACGUGGUAAUUUUAAUUCAGCAUGUAUUUAUGUAGAAAAAGCAAUAGACAUAAUGAUGAAAUUAGCUCCAUCAAACAACUUAAUGUUGGCUUCCGCAAAACGUGUGAAAGCAUUAAUACUUGAAGAGAUUGCACUUGAUCAUAUGAUACCGCCUGACACGACAGACUAUAAAGGAUUAUUGAAGGAAUCUGAAGAUUUACAUCAAUCAGCACUGCAUUUAUCUUUAGAAGCAUUUGGUGAAGUUAAUGUACAAACAGCGAAACAUUAUGGAAAUCUUGGGAGACUUUAUCAGUCGAUGAUGCGCUAUAAUGACGCAGAGGAUAUGCAUCAGCGUGCAAUAAAAAUUAAACGUGAUCUUUUAGGAGAAUAUGACUAUGAAGUUGGCUUAAGUAUUGGACAUUUAGCCUCAUUGUACAAUUAUCAUAUGAAAAAGUAUCGUCAAGCGGAGGAACUGUACUUAAAAAGUAUUGAUAUCAGCUUGCGAUUAUUUGGCCAAACAUAUUCAGGAUUAGAGUAUGAUUACCGUGGAUUGCUGCAUGUUUAUGAGCAAACAAACGAUAAUGAUAAUUUUAUUAAAUUUUGUGAUAUUCUUGAUGAAUGGAGAGUGAUGAGACUAGAUGAGAAAAGGAAACCAACAUACAUUGAAUUAAAUGGUGACGCUACAAUUGAGGAUGUAACGCAGAAAUUCUUUGAAAUGUGCAGCGAUCACUAGUAAUUUAAUUGAAACAACAAUAAGAAAUAUCAUUUUAACAACAACAACAAAAGGAACAAUCAGUUCUGCUUAACGACAUUUUAGUAAUUGUGUACGUAGGUGUGAAUGUAAUUUCAAAUAAAUUAUUAUGAGAAUGUGAACAUUUUUAUCAGGUAGAUAAUAAUAUAAUUAAAAAAACUCUUUUAAGUGGAAUUAUCGAAGAAGAAAAAAAUCAAUCAAAAACUGCCUUAACGAAUAUUUUUCCCUGCCCUGUGUUUGAUAUUGAAUUAAUUUCCUCAAAAAUUAUCGCGUGAAAAUUUCAUGAUU